This is a messenger RNA of Durio zibethinus, 4813 nucleotides long. Its product is annotated as DEA(D/H)-box RNA helicase family protein. Gene Ontology annotation, molecular function: RNA binding; ATP binding; helicase activity. NCBI's taxonomy places the organism in Eukaryota, Viridiplantae, Streptophyta, Magnoliopsida, Malvales, Malvaceae. Gene Ontology annotation, cellular component: intracellular anatomical structure; nucleus. The record is from RefSeq and is a predicted model, not a curated record.
AUAAAAAAAGCGUAGGCAAAUUAUACUAGGUAUCUAGUUUUUGAAGUGACACUGUUGUUCCGCUUGUCUUCUUCACUCCCAUUCCACAUUUUCGUACGCAAAACCUAAACCCUCACUCCCUUCUCCGACGAUGAAGGAUCGGCCUCCAUCAUCCUGCUGCGCCGUCUACAUCCCUCCCCACCACCGUUUCCGUUCCGUCGUUUUCUCUCCCAACAGCAGCAACUCUAGCAAGAACGGAGCAGAUUUCCCUACUUCCGCCGCCUCAGUGAUUCACUCCAAGCUCCUUGACCGCCAAAACAUACCCGUUUUGAACGCUAAGGGCACUGCUGCUCCUCCUCCUUUGUCUUACCUACAACAUGACGAGAAACAGCAACAACGUCAGAGGACUUAUAAUAGCAAUAAUGGUAAUAAAAAUAGUAAUAAUCAAAGUUCGCAGUAUAAUUCAGCUUACUGUCACGGGAUUUCUAAGAACGGCUCUGAUCGCCAGAUGGAUUUGUCUUUGCAAUCGGGUACUUUUGGUGAAGCUAAUGUUGAUGAGUGGAAGCGAAAGUUAGUGAUACUUUUACAUGAUGAUGGGAAACAGGAGUUGGUCUCAAGGGAAAAGAAAGAUAGACGAUACUUUGAGCAAAUAGCAGCUUUGGCUAGCAGAAUGGGUUUGUAUAGCCAUCUUUAUUCCAAAGUUGCUGUCUUCAGUAAGGCCCCCCUGCCUAACUACAGAUUUGACCUGGAUGAUAAGCGUCCACAGAGGGAGGUGAACUUAAAUUUUGGUUUGUUGAAGAGAGUGGAUGCCCAUCUUGGAGAAUACCUUUCUAAAAAGUCUAGGACUAAGGAAAGCUUUUCAGACAAUUGUUUUUCAAAAUCAAGCAGUAAUAGCAGUAUAGUUACCGACGAAGGACUUUUUGAGCAGCCAGAGCCAAUGGCAUCCAACACGGCUAUCAUGGAGAAAAUUCUUUGGCGGAGAAGUUUGCAGCUGCAUGCUCAGCAACAAGCAUGGCAGGAGUCUCUUGAAGGAAGAGGAAUUCUAGAAUUCCGUCAAAGUCUUCCUGCUUAUAAAGAGAAGGAUGCCAUAUUGACAGCCAUUUUGCAGAAUCAGGUUCUUAUUAUCUCAGGUGAAACUGGGUGUGGCAAGACCACACAAAUUCCCCAAUUUAUUUUAGAAUCUGAGAUAGAUUUUGUUCGUGGAGCUGUUUGUAACAUUAUAUGUACUCAACCCAGGCGAAUAUCUGCUAUGUCUGUUUCAGAAAGAGUUGCUUCAGAAAGAGGAGAGAAAUUGGGUGAAUCUGUUGGAUAUAAAGUGCGGCUUGAGGGUAUGAGAGGGAAGGAAACCCGUCUUCUCUUUUGCACAACAGGCAUUUUAUUGAGAAGGCUGCUAAUUGAUAGAAAUUUAAAAGGUGUAACUCAUAUAAUUGUGGAUGAGAUCCAUGAACGUGGGAUUAAUGAAGAUUUCCUGCUCAUUGUCCUUAAAGAUCUCCUUCCUCGCCGCCCAGAAUUAAAGCUGAUUUUGAUGAGUGCCUCUCUGGAUGCUGAGCUUUUCUCCUCGUAUUUUGGUGGGGCUCCUUUAAUCCACAUUCCAGGUUUUACGCACCCAGUUCGAAUACAUUUUUUGGAGAAUAUUUUGGAGAUGAUGGGAUACAGGUUGACUCCAUAUAAUCAAAUUGAUGAUUAUGGUCAAGAAAGGAUGUGGAAAAUGAGUAAGCAAGCCCCAAGAAAGAGGAAGAGCCAAAUUGCCUCCGCUGUUGAGGAUGCACUCCGGGCAGCCGAUUUUAAGGAUUUCAGCCCUCAGACUUGGGAGUCUUUGUCAUGUUGGAAUCCUGAUUGUAUUGGUUUUAAUCUCAUAGAAUAUCUUUUAUCCUAUAUUUGUGAGAAUGAAAGGCCUGGUGCAGUUCUAGUUUUUGUGACUGGGUGGGAUGACAUAAGUUCUCUAAAGGAUAAGCUGCAAUCUCAUCCUAUCCUUGGAGAUCCAAACCGAGUUUCGUUGCUUACUUGCCAUGGUUUUUUGGCCAGUUCUGAGCAGAAGUUAAUUUUUGAAGAGCCCAAAGAUGGAGUGAGAAAAAUAGUAUUAACUACUAAUAUUGCUGAGACUAGCAUCACAAUUAAUGACGUUGUUUUUGUUCUUGAUUGUGGAAAGGCCAAAGAGACAUCCUAUGAUGCACUGAAUAACACUCCUUGUUUGCUACCAUCAUGGAUUUCCAAGGUUUCUGCUCAACAAAGAAGAGGAAGAGCUGGCCGAGUGGAACCUGGAGAGUGUUACCAUCUCUAUCCUCGAUGCGUUUAUGAUGCCUUCGCUGAAUAUCAAUUACCUGAAAUUUUGAGGACACCAUUGCAGUCUCUUUGUUUGCAAAUCAAAAGUUUGAAACUCGAAAGUAUAUCUGAAUUCCUAUCGAGGGCAUUGCAGUCACCGGAGUUACUAGCGGUUCAAAAUGCUGUUGAAUAUUUAAAAAUCAUUGGGGCCUUGGAUGAGAGUGAAAAUCUGACCAUUUUGGGGCGUUAUUUGACUAUGCUUCCAAUGGAGCCAAAACUUGGGAAGAUGCUCAUCCUUGGUGCUAUUCUUAAUUGCCUGGAUCCUGUAUUGACUGUUGUUGCUGGUCUUAGUGUUAGAGAUCCAUUUUUGACACCAUUAGACAAGAAAGAUCUUGCAGAGACUGCAAAGUUGCAGUUUUCCCGUGAUUACAGUGACCACCUUGCACUUGUUCGUGCCUAUGAGGGCUGGAAAGAAGCUGAGAAAGACCUUGCUGGAUAUGAUUAUUGCUGGAAAAAUUUUCUUUCUGCACAAUCAAUGAAGGCCAUUGAUUCACUUAGGGUGGAGUUCCUUUCAUUGCUCAAGGGUACUGGUCUUAUUGAUGGCAAUGCAACUAGCUGUAAUACCUGGAGCUAUGAUCAGCAUCUUAUCCGAGCAAUUAUUUGUUAUGGGCUGUACCCUGGCAUUUGCUCUGUUGUGCCUCAUGUGCAGCAUAAUGAGAAAUCAUUUUCACUAAAAACUAUGGAGGAUGGGCCGGUGCUUCUAUACUCAAACUCCGUUAAUGCUCGGGAAUCUAGAAUUCCAUAUCCUUGGCUGGUUUUCAAUGAGAAGAUAAAAGUGAACUCCAUUUUCCUGCGGGAUUCAACAGCUGUGUCUGAUUCAGUACUUCUCCUAUUUGGUGGUAGCAUCUCACGAGGAAAUGUUGAUGGACACUUGAAGAUGUUGGGAGGCUAUUUGGAAUUUUUCAUGCAACCUGCUAUAGCAGAAAAAUUUCAAAGCUUAAGGAGAGAAUUUGACGAGCUGAUUCAAAAUAAAUUACUGAAUCCCCAAAUGGUCCUACAUUUCCACCACGAGCUCAUUUCUGCUGUUAGGUUGCUGGUUUCUGAGGAUCAGUGUGAUGGAAGAUUUGUAUUUGGCCGUCAGGACCUUAAACCAUCAACAAUGCCUGUUAUGCCACCACAGCCUACUUUGGUUUCAAGGACAGAGAGUGGGCCGGGAGGUGAUAAUUCUAAAAGUCAGCUCCAAACACUGCUCACUAGGGCAGGAUAUGCGGCGCCAACCUAUAAGACAAAGCAAUUGAAAAACAAUCAGUUCAGAGCCACUGUCGAGUUCAAUGGUAUGCAAAUCAUGGGGCAGCCUUGGAACAACAAGAAGAGCGCAGAAAAAGAUGCUGCAGCUGAGGCUCUGAAAUGGCUGAUCGGUGGUACCAAGACGGGCCAUGAUUAUUUCAAUCACAUGUCGAUGCUGCUGAAGAAAAGCAAGAGGGAUCACUGAACUACAAUGGCUCAGUUUCCUAUUCAGGGUUUUGUAAAGAACCAUGCCAACAAAUGGGGAUGUAACCUUAUUGUUCUUCUGUGAUGGUUAAAUUGUCCCUUUUACUGGGUAAAAUGAAGUAACAGCAUUGCCGCAUGGAAAGCCAAAAGUUUGACCACAAUUUUGAAAUUUCUAUGGCGCUGCCGUCAUACUGACAUUUUUACUAACAAAAGCUAUCUCAUGGUGGAGUUUUUAUCUCCGCGUGUGACCUGGAGGCAGCUUACUAACCAAGGCCAAGGGGAUGAAGAUUAUCGCACACUUCAUGGUGCUAAUCUUAGAUUAAGGAGUCCAUUACGAUUAGUCUCUCUGACACAACAGAACUUGUAGUACUGAUAUGGGUCAGAAAGUGUAUAUAAAGUAGGAAAGUUGUUUAGAUAUUUGACAGCACUUAAUACUCAGAAUCAUAUUGUUUUUUUUUUUUUGGUUACAAUUAUUAUCUGUAUAUAAUUCGAUAAAAUAUUGUUGCUGGGUUUGUAAUUCGUGAGAAUUACUCGUCUCAUUUUUAUUAAUUCAUUGUGUUAGUUUUCAUUAUGAGAGAUAAGUAUAUUUAUUUCCAUUUUGUGCUAGAUUGGUGCCACUUAAGCUUGUUCGGCAUGGGGCGCUCUUUCCCCCUGCUGUGGUGUAAGGUUUUUUGCACUAACCUUUCAGCCCUCUCAGAUUAGAACUUUAUACUACUGGAAACAAAACCUGAAUGAACUUUGUGGUAGUGCUAGUCCAAGUGUUCCCCGGUGGUGGAAAGGUAAGUUUUGGUUUUACGUUGUAACUUGGCUUUCUUUAAAACUUGAUUGGCGUAAGUUUAUUAUUGUGGGAAUGUUUGAAGCUGAAGUGGAUUUUGCCAUGGAUUCUGGUUGGACUUGGGAGCAAGACGCAAAGAUCCUCCCUUGUUUCUUCAAAGAGUGUUUUCUAGAUAGAAAUCUUUGUUUGAACCUGGAGUGAAUAAGGAUAAUGAGUUUGAAAUCUGAUUUAGGUAGAUGGUAAAAGAGUGACGAAAGGAACAAAUGGAAUUUGAGUACCAGAGUUAAAAUUUAUUUGUUCCCUUUC